CUACGCUCUACAACUGCCGAGCCUGGAACACUUCUGGAAGCAAUACGCGACGCUUCUAGACUCGCCGCAGCGGCAUUGGCAACUCCCCAGCAUUUCGCCCUGUCGCCUCCACUGUGGAGGUGCUUGUAGGGCGCUCCAGCAGCCUCCAGCAGCCCGUGCGACCCCCACAAGCCGUUGGCCCGUUGCCCCAAAGACAGGAGAAACUCACAUCCGCCGAAAUAUGGGCUCGACAGACCCCAAUGGAGGCGGCAAUGCCAACGGCGACGUCGGUUUCGGUGCAAAUGGAUACAGCUUCAUUCCCUACGACCAGCCAUUCCCACAGCUGUCGCGCAAGAUCAAGGCAUGUACGGUGUGUCGCCGCCAAAAGAUAAAAUGUCUCAUGGAUGACGCUGGUCCACCUUGUCGCCGAUGCGCCGAGCGGAACCUGGAUUGCAUCCUGGGCAAGAACUUGCAGACCAUUAUUGAUGAGAAGUCGCAGUAUCUCGACGCCGUCUUUCAGGACCUCGAACAAAUUCACGGUACUCUUCGAGCCGUUGUCGAGAGGGUCGGCCUACCAGAGCCCCAUGCACUCCAGUCGCUGUCUAUACGCGACACAGCGAGGUCACCCAACGGCCGCGAUCCCCAUACGGGUUACGAGAACGGCAAUGGAAGUGGCAAGCGGGUGAGAGUGUCCAGCCAGGACAGCUACGGUCCAUCUUGCGACAACUCGCCCAAGAUCUCGCCUGCGGACGAAGCCAACCUCCCCCAUGUGCCCAUCCACUCACUCUACAGACUCACCAAGCUCCAGGCAUUCAGGUCCCCAGAUGGCCCCGAGGAGCGCCAAGGCAGAGCGAUAGACGACUUCAUAUCCCGUGGUGUCGUUAGCUUCAGCGAUGCACAGCGACUCUUUUCCCUCUAUCGGGACCGCCUAGAUUCCUUCAUGUAUGGCGUGGGGUGCCGUUACCAGUCCCUAGACGAGCUACGACAAAGGAGUUCUAUCCUCACCGUUGCGAUCCUUACCGUGGCUGCACUCCACGACCCAGCAGCGAACUCGAUAUACGGGUUAUGCAGGUCCGAAUUUCGCCGCAUGGUAGAGAGAUCCAUCUUCGAUCGCCAGGUCAAUCACGAUUACCUCCGUGCCAUGUGCGUUGCUUCCUACUGGCUCAGCGACAUGUCUUGGAUGCUCUCCGGACAUGCAAUUCGGCGUGUGACUGAGGGCAACCUCUACAAUAUCCACACCCGAGCCCAGGAAGAGCAGAGCGAAGAAGCUGCUGAUGGCGUGAGGCUGUGGUAUAUCCUUAAUAUCUGUGACCAGCAUCUCGCGACGCUCUACGGGAGGCCGGCCAUCGUCCAUUCAGACACGUCUAUGAAGGGAUGGGAAACAUUCUUGGAGUCGCCGAUAGCCAAUGCCGAGGAUACCCGACUCGCGAGUCAGGUAGCCCUCCUUAGCAUCUUUGGGAGCAUUCGUGAGCUGUUCGGUCCAGACACGGGAAAGCCCAUCCCUCGGGCGUAUCUGCAUCAAAUCGCACAUUUCAACAAGCAGCUCGAUAAUUGGGUUAGCCACUGGUCUGUAACAUUACAAGAACGAUAUGAUCACAUCGGCGGUUUCCCGCGCAAAGGAGUCCAACUCCACUACCAUUUCGCCAAACUACACCUCCAUUCUCACGUCUUCCGCGGCCUUUCGAGCGACAGUCCCAUUCCGCACUACUUUCUCGACUGCACUGUCGCAGCCGUCUCCGCAGCCACCUCUACCAUCGAGUUCAUCCUCACUGACAGCGACGUCUCCGCUGGAGUAGUCGGAAUGCCCUCCUAUCUACACUGCAUGACGGCGUUCGCAUGCAUGUUUCUCACUAAAGUCGUCACUAGAUACGGUGGCGACUUGAUUGAACUGGACCGCGUUCGGGACCUCAUCACCCGUCUUGUGCGCCAGUUCCGAGCCUUGCCAGUUGGGAGGUGGCACCUGGCUAAUCUGAUGGCGUCGGGUUUGGCAAAGAUGGCCGAGACUCUGGACCCGAACCGGGAGGAACAGGCAAGGCAGUGGGCGGCUGAAGAUGUGGCAAACCAGCAUACCAACGGGACUCUGGAUCAAACACCCAACCUCUUCGGCGGCGAGGCAUCUUUCACAGGAGUCGAGGGAGACAUGAUGUUCAACUAUGCCAUGAGCUUUGGGCUGUCACCGGUGUUUCGCUUUGACCCGAACAGCAUAGGUGUGGAAGGUCUUCAGGAGUACCCUGAUGUUGACUACACUGCGCCGAGAACUUAGAUAGUUUAGGAACGAGAUUGUUUCCUGCCGAGAGCUAGCUUGUAAUUCAAUCAGAAUUAAACCCCCGUGCUCUGUUAUUUACCGUUACACUGGGGGACUUCAUUGGAAUGGUAGACCAUAAAUACAAU
Ilyonectria robusta is the source of this 2370-nucleotide messenger RNA. RefSeq lists its product as uncharacterized. Gene Ontology annotation, molecular function: zinc ion binding; DNA-binding transcription factor activity, RNA polymerase II-specific; transcription cis-regulatory region binding. Gene Ontology annotation, biological process: regulation of DNA-templated transcription. Gene Ontology annotation, cellular component: nucleus. The transcript has 4 exons. The record is from RefSeq and is a predicted model, not a curated record. NCBI's taxonomy places the organism in Eukaryota, Fungi, Ascomycota, Sordariomycetes, Hypocreales, Nectriaceae. The coding region runs from base 221 to 2242 and encodes 673 amino acids.